AUGUCUCCAAAGACUCCAGUCGAUCAGAACCUCGCCUUCCUGUACCUUUGCCUUCAGCAUGCGGAAAAUCCGACUAUUAAUUUCGCGGCCGUGGCAAAUGCAGCAAACAUCAAUACUCCAGCUGCCCGGAUGAGAUUCACGCGUCUCAAAAAAAUGCUUGACGGACAAGCCCGCAAUGAAGGCGCUGCUGUUACUACUGGUGGUGCUGGUGCUUCCGGUACCCAGCCCGCUCAGCCCAGCGAGGAGAAGGGGAAGAAGAGGGGACGGGGCAAAGUCAAGGCUGAAGACACGGGCAAGGGUAAGAGAAAAGGAAAGAUUCUUCCAUCCGGGCAGGCUUGUCGAUCUUCUAGCCCUAUGGCCAUGUCGGAGGGUGAACCUGUGGACGAUAACGGUGGUUUUGAUGAUGUUGACGACAAUGGCGAUGAUUCUUCACCUGCGAAGAAGCAGAAGAUUGCUUAG
Messenger RNA from Monascus purpureus, 459 nucleotides. The record is from the annotation of a GenBank genome assembly. NCBI's taxonomy places the organism in Eukaryota, Fungi, Ascomycota, Eurotiomycetes, Eurotiales, Aspergillaceae.